Messenger RNA from Diorhabda carinulata, 1441 nucleotides. RefSeq lists its product as uncharacterized. Lineage: Eukaryota; Metazoa; Arthropoda; Insecta; Coleoptera; Chrysomelidae. Gene Ontology annotation, molecular function: protein-arginine N-methyltransferase activity. The record is from RefSeq and is a predicted model, not a curated record. The transcript is spliced from 5 exons. Bases 394 to 1425 code for a protein of 343 amino acids. Gene Ontology annotation, cellular component: nucleus. Gene Ontology annotation, biological process: peptidyl-arginine methylation.
GUAAAUAAAAAAAUGUGAGGGCUGAGUAUUCCUAUAAUCCCUCAUAUUUUCAAACUGAUAUCUCGAAGUACAAAGAAAGUACUGAACUUUAUCACUCUAAUCAAUCACACUAUAUACGCAGAUUUUAAUCUAAAAAACUGUUAAGUUUUGUAUUUUAGUUUCAGAACUAAAUAGUGUACAAAAUUCACACAGGUAAAAAUCUCUUUGGAUCUAUAAUACAGAAUUAGAAUAUUUAAUUCUGUGAUUAAUAUGAAAAAUUAAAAAGCUACCUAUGCACAUUUAAAAUGUGCUAGAUAACCUUGGUUUUGUCUGAGAUUAAUCUGGGGUUAGGUUUAUUAUACCUCUUAAUUUUCUUACAUGUAUGUUUAGGUUAAAUAGAUUUAUUUACGAAAUAUGGAAAGUGGUGAAUAUUUCGAAAGUUAUGAGGAUAUAAAGAUCCAUCGAUUGAUGUUGGAAGAUUCUGCCCGGAACUCUGCAUAUAAAGAAGCAAUUUUAAAUAACAAACAUGAAUUUAUGGGUAAGGUAGUUCUAGAUGUUGGUGCAGGAACUGGUAUUUUAUCAGUGUUUUGUGCUCAGGCAGGCGCAAAGAUAGUAUAUGCAGUUGAAGCUAGUGAUAUUUAUAAAAUUGCCGAGGAAAUUGUAAAAGAAAACAAAUUUGAGAAUAUUAUUAAGGUUAUACAUUCAAAAGUUGAAGAUGCAGUACUUCCUGAAAAAGUUGAUAUCAUAGUUUCAGAGUGGAUGGGAUUUUAUUUAUUACAUGAAUCUAUGUUAGACUCUGUUAUAAUAGCUAGAGACAGAUAUUUGAAACCCGGUGGCCUUAUGUUCCCAGAGUCUGCAACAUUGUAUGCAACACCUUGCAGCGUGCCAUCCAUGAACUCCUUCUGGGAUAACGUUAAUGGAGUUAAAAUGUCUUCUUUGGGCUCCAAAUUAAGACAACAGGCUCAUCAAAAACCACUUUGUGAAUCGUUAGAUCCAGAAUAUAUACUUUCUGAAUCGGAUACUGUGCUAUGGAUACACUUACAAGAUGUUACUUUAGAAGAAGUUAAAUAUAUUGAAUCAAAUCACAUAGCAGUUGCAAGAAAAAAAGGAAAAUAUGAAGGUAUAUGUCUGUGGUUUUCUUGUACGUUUCCAUCUAAAACUACGGAACCAGUGGAACUUUCGACGGAACCUGGAGAACCUAUAACUCAUUGGAAACAAACUAUUAUUGUUUUACCAUUAAGUCUAGAUGUCGAAGAGGGAAGUCCUGUGGCAUAUAGUUUAGUCCUUAAAAGAUCAAGUGAAAACAAUAGAAUCUAUAAUAUAGAAGUUACGAUGCUGGAUCCAUCUGAAGUGGAACAUCCUGAAUACUGCUUGUGUCACAUGACUAAGUGCAUUUUAGUUCGUAAAAUGUUUGAAAAGUAUGAAAUAGAAAAUAGUAAAAAAUAAAUAUUUGGUUGUUUUA